CUGAUAAGUAAGUUUUAUCCGAAAAACUAGUAUUUUCCAUGUGAAAAUUGACAUUGAAAGUUUAUCACUAAAUCUUAAGUUUUGUUUCCCAGCAAAAUGUGAAUUUCGUGAUUUCUAGGGGCAUUUUGUAAAUUUUUAUUCAUUUUGUGUUAAUAAUUUUGAGUUUUCCUUCAUUCCAAGUUAUCUAUUUCUCUUUUAAAAAAUUAUAAGGGAGAGAUUCCAACGACACAACACUUGCCUGUUGUUUAGCACUAAAUUCACACAUAUUUUUUUUUGUUUUUCGAAAGUGUUUUCGUGUUUUUAAUACCUAAAAUUUCAGGCAGAAUGGAUAUCGAAGAAUUGUUCGAAAACUCGGCAAAUGAGCUGCCAAUGUCAACAGGUUAUCGAUUAUUGGUAUGUUAAUUUAGAAGGAAAAUUCAAAUUAGGUACAAAUCCAUGAAUUUUCAGUGUGAAGAUGCUUCCAAUUCCGUGAAAGAAAAUGCGAAAUUGAAAACCAUUGCGAAUACAAUCAAAAGUACCAAACUAAAGUAUGGAACCGAUUAUAAAAACUUCGAUUAUUGGACAAAAUUAGGAAUCAAAUAUCCUCUUGAGAAAUAUCGAAAUGGCAUUCGAAAUACAACUUCAAGUGUGGCAAUGUUCACAUAUUCAACACCGAAAAGUGUGGAAACAAGUGCUAAUUCAAUAAUAUAUGUCGAAAUUCCUGAUCAAAUCUUUGGCAAUCGUGAUUAUCUGAAUCUCACAUACGCUGCAAAACGAGCACAUUAUAUGUGUGCUAUUGCACUUUUAUUGAAAAAUGAGAACGUUGAGUUUAUCGCCAAAGAUUCGUUAUAUCCCGAUCUUUUAAUCGAUAAUGAGAUUCGAAUCAGUUUUUGGAACGAAAACAUCGCAAAAAAUCGUAGAUUUUCACCGAAUAUUGGCAAUCUUCGACCAACAACGAUUUACAAGUCACAAGAAUAUCCAGAAGACGUCGAAACACCGCAAUUCAAUCAACGAUUUUUGAGAACCUGGAUGGAGAAACGAUUGAAAUUAGAGGCGGAAAACAUUCUGCGGGAUAAACGAGAUGUGAGAAUUGCGUUGAAUUUGGUGAAAAGAUUCAUGGAAAAUCGAAACUUGGUGAAUUUAUCGGAUAAUGUGUUGCUUGCAAGAGUUAUAAGAUUGAUAAAACAGGGAGAAAUCAGCGAUAAACAACAAAUUCUGUCGGUUAUUCGAAUUAUUUGGAAAGAUUUGAGUUAGUUUGUGAUUCACGAAAUAAAAAUACGUUUUUUAAGGUUAAAAAAAAACCAGAAAAAAAUGAUUCACGAACGUUAUUUUUAUUCAUUUUUUCACAAUUUUCUCAACACACUGGAUAAAGUGAAGCUAAAACCCGCAGAAAUGCUAUAAUAGCAUUUCUGCGGGUUUUAGCAUUGCUAUUUAAAGACUUUCGAGGAAGUACCCCCUGAAUUUUUAUAAAACCGGUCGCAAAAUCAUUUUUUUUUUCAGUUGGGUAACAUACCCAGUAGCAGGAUCAAGCAAGUGAAAAUUUAUUUCCCGAGUUCCUGAAAACCGGGAAAAUUUGGGGUAAAAAAAUAGGCAAAAUUUAGCGUUCAAAAAUGCAAAAUGUAGCUAAAAAUGUAAAUUUUUUGAAAAAAUUGAGUAUGAUUGUGGAAAACAAAAACUGAUUUUAAAUAUGUAUAAAAAUGAAAACGAAAAAAUCUUUUCAUUCUCAACAUAUUUUAUAUCAAUUUUUGUUUUCCACAAUCAUACUCAAUUUUUUUCAAAAAAUUCACAUUUUUAGCUACAUUUUGCAUUUUUGAACGCUAAGUUUUGUCAAGUUUGAACCAUGGAACGAUUUUUUAAAUUUUGCCUAUUUUUUUACCCCAAAUUUUCCCGGUUUUCAGGAACUCGGGAAAUAAAUUUUCACUUGCUUGAUCCUGAUACCGGGUAUGUUACCCAACUGAAAAAAUAAUUUUGAGACCGGUUUUAUAAAGAUUCAGGGGGUACUUCCUGGAUCAUUCCUUGUUAAAGACAAAUCAAGUCUUCAAAAUCAAAUUAUUGAUUUUCGAAAAUCACCAAUUUAAUUUUUUGGGAGAUAAGAGGCUUGAUUCGUUUUUUAGACUUGAAAUAGCAUUUCUGUGCGUUUUAGCUUCACUUUAUUCAAUGUGUUGAGAAAAUGGUGAAAAAAUGAAUAAAAAUACAAUUCGUGAAUCACUUUUUUUUUGGUUUUUUAACGUUAAAAAACCUUUUUUUCUGUCUAAAUACAAUUAAAUUUAUUUCAGUCCUUUGGGAUACCAAUGAAAUCGAAUAUUUGGAAGUUGACGAAACACUCGAAGAUGAAAUCGAAAAAGAAUACAAAAAACAUUUCGAAGUGAAUCUGGUCUGGGAUUAUUGGAAUAUCACAUAUUCAAUCGGCAAAUUCGAUAUUGAUCGAAUGAAAAAAGAAUUGAUCGCAACAUUUCCACUUCUUGGUGAUAUUUAUGCUUUUGACUCCAUAUUCAUUGAAAAAAUCCCAAUUUUCUCACAAUUCGACAAUUUUGUAAGACUCACUGUAAAUCCAUCUGAAACCAAACAUUUGUUGUCGCUUUUGGGUAGAGAUUCUGUCGAUGAUUCGGAUAUUGUUAAUGGGGUUUUGAAGUUUUUCAUCAAGGUGGGCGGAUUUAAUUGAACUUUUCAGAUGAUUCAUAAAAUUUAAAUUUUCAGAUGAUUUACAAAACAAUGCCUGAACGAUUUGAUUAUUUGGGAAUUCAUAAAAUCGGUGAAAGCGAGUUAAAAUGGUCUACUACAAAAGUUGCUCAAGGAUUCAAUGGGGCUCAGACAUUUUUGAUUGGUUUUCGUGUAAAUAAUCAAUGGACGAACCCAUUAACAAUUGGACCACCAGCACAAAAUGAAGAGGCAAAAGGUAAUUUUUGAGAAAAUGCAAUUUUGAGCCAAAAUUUCAUGCAUUUUGAGCAUUUCAAACUGAAAUUUUGGUCUUGAUUUAUUCCCCAUAAAUCCACGUGUCAAAAAUUUCAAUUUUUGACAGGAAAUUGAUUUGAAAAAUAUCAGAUAAAAUAAUUUUUUUCAAAAACUAUCCAGGCAAAUCUCUGAAAAAAAAACCACGUGGAUUUGUUCUUCUGAAGUUUGAGGCGAUUAUGAAAUCCAAAGAUUUUUGGUUCAUUUUAGCGUCAAAAUAUCGAAAUUCAAAUUCUUGUUUGAAACCACGUGGAUUUUGAGCUUCAGAUUCUGAUCCUCAAUUUUCAAUAAAAAAUUUUAAAUCAAAUUUAAAAUUUAUUUCCGUAAAUUCGAAGUUUUCGGCCCAAAAAUGCGAAAUUGGAGCCUAUUUUUGAACAAAAAAUGAUUUUAUCUGAUAUUUUUCAAAUCAAUUUCCUAUCAAAUCAAUUUCCUGUCUCAAUCAAUUUUCGGUCAAACACGUGGUGGGGUGAUUCAAGUGGAAAAAAAUAAUGAAAUAUAUUUUUUAAACAAAAUUUUUCGAUUCAGAAGGAAAGUCUUUUGAUGUUCCCCCCUGAAAUAAAAUGAGACUAGGUGGAAUCAACUACAUAUUGAUAGGUAAGAAGCCCAACGGGAUUAAGGAAAUAAAAAUCUAUUUCAGGAGUUACGGUAACUCCUCAAAUUUUGAGACAAAAAGCCUAUGAUUUCAAAAAAUCGUAGUUUGGCUCAAAGUUAACGAAAAUGAUCGGUCAAAAAUGCAUUUUGAUGCUAAAGUGCUCAAUUUUUAGUUAAACGGCGCUCGUAAUCUCAAAAAAUUUUUCAAAAUGAAAAUUUUUCAAAAAAUGAUCCCUUUCUCAAAAUGUUGAAAUUUCACCUCAAAAACGUUACGAGGGAAGAACGACGUCCGACGCACCGUGUUCUACGUCAAAAAUUACGUAUUUUGACAUAUUUAAAUAUAUUACCUACCGACCUUUUAACCUGGGAAAAAAAUGAUUUCAAAAUUUUUCACACAAAAAAUCAUGUUUUCUCAGAAUAAAAUCAUAUUUUUGAAACAGUAAUCAUUAUUUCUUUGUUAUUUUUUCUCAAAACAUAUUUUCUGAUUGUUUUUCACCUUUUUGUAUGAUUUUUGAAAAAUUAAAAAAUUUCAGAUUUUUAUAUCAUCGAUUUUGAACCACUUCGAAAAUUAAAAAUCAAUUAUAGUUCGAUGAUAGAAGUUAAGGACUUUUUUGGAAGCUCUAAUGCAUCACAUCUUUUUUUGCAACUGGGAAAAACACUUUCAAUUAUACAUCUGAACUUCCAAUUCCCAGAUGAAAAAAAAUCGUCUUGAAAAAAAUGACAAGAACUAUUUAAUGAAACAACUUUUAUCGAUAAUUUUUUCAAAGGUCUCUGAAAAUUGUCCGUUGACAGAUAUAUUAUUGAAAGUGUUUCCCAGUUGCAAAAACGUAAUGAAUGAGUUAAAGCUUCCAAAAAAGUCCUUAAUUUCUAUCAUCGAACUAUAAUUGAUUUUUAAUUUUCGAAGUGGUUCAAAAUCGAUGAUAUAAAAAUCUGAAAUUUUUUAAUUUUUCAGAAAUCAUACAAAAAGGUGAAAAACAAUCAGAAAAUAUGUUUUGAGAAAAAAAUAACAAAGAAAUAAUGAUUACUGUUUCAAAAAUAUGAUUUUAUUCUGAGAAAACAUGAAUUUUUGUGUGAAAAAUUUUGAAAUCAUUUUUUUCCCAGGUUAAAAGGUCGGUAGGUAAUAUAUUUAAAUAUGUCAAAAUACGUAAUUUUUGACGUAGAACACGGUGCGUCGGACGUCGUUCUUCCCUCGUAACGUUUUUGAGGUGAAAUUUCAACAUUUUGAGAAAGGGGUCAUUUUUUGAAAAAUUUUCAUUUUGAAAAAUUUUUUGAGAUUACGAGCGCCGUUUAACUAAAAAAUUGAGCACUUUAGCAUCAAAAUGCAUUUUUGACCGAUCAUUUUCGUUAACUUUGAGCCAAACUACGAUUUUUUGAAAUCAUAGGCUUUUUUGUCUCAAAAUUUGAGGAGUUACCGUAACUCCUGAAAUAGAUUUUUAUUUCCUUAAUCCCGUUGGGCUUUUUCUUACCUAUCAAUAUGUAGUUGAUUCCACCUAGUCUCAUUUUAUUUCAGGGGGGAACAUCAAAAGACUUUCCUUCUCAGCAAAUGUCAAAAAACUAUAUUUCCUUUCUGUUUUUUGACAUUUUCUGAAUCGAAAUUUUUUGUAAAAAAAAAUGUUUUUUUUUAAAUUUUUUUUCGACUUGAAUCUAAGAAUUCAAAAAAAAAUUACAUCAACUUUUUGAAAAAUUUUAAUUUUGAGCCGAAAUUUGUCUUAAAAUCACCGGAAACGAUAAUUUGUAUUUUUCAGAGUUCCGUGCAUUAUGGAAAGGCGUUAGUGAAUUGCGAAAAUUUGCCGAUACUCGUAUUUGUGAAUGUGUAGUUUGGUCAAAUGAAGCCGAUGAAAAAGUGGCUCUUCAAAUUCUCCAAUUUAUUCUUCAAAAGUAAUUCACGCUUUUCACAUUUUUCUUAUCAAAUAAUUCCCUCUAAUUUCAGAAUUUUAUCAGUUCCUGGUGAAUGGCUGUCUUGGCGAAAUUCCUCCGAAAAAAAUCUCAAAUCAUCGACAAAUCAACAACAAUACGAAUCUGUGACUCGAGCAUUUGCAGAUUUGAGUGCAAUUCUUCGAUCACUCAAAGGAAUUCCACUGAUGAUCACAAAUGUUCAUGGAAUAAGUCCGUAUAUUCGAGCAACUGAGCCGAUUUUUCCCUCGAUUUAUGCUGCACAAUCGGCGAAAAUCAAUAAUGAUCAUGUUGUUCCGGAAUUCGGCGAGAAAAUUCCGGCAUUCACACCGACGGUUACUGUUCAUAUUAAAUUGGAAUAUUCGGGAAGAUGGGGACAAGAUAUUGAAGCGAUUCGAAGAUUGACUUCUUCGUUUUAUAUCAAGGUUUGAUUUUGAUUUGAUUUUGUUCCGAAAAAAAACGAAGAUGUUUUUUUAGAUUGCGGAAAAAUUGCGAGAUUCGAAAUUGAUUGCUGUUCCCACUAUUGAUCAAAUUUUUGUUAUGAAGGUAAAGAAGAUUUUACUCAAAUCUUGAUGAAAUUUUGUCCUUGGGUUCAUUAGAACAUCCUAAAAAUUUUAUGGACCUCUGAGCCAAGUUCUGGGGUCUCAAAAGUUUAAAAAUUUCCAAAAUUGGCUCAUAAAAGUCAUCAUAGCUUGAUUUCAAAAUAAUUUUUGGGAGAAAUAGAAAAAAUAGUCGAUUUACUGAAAGUAUCAAUAAAAAAAAAAUUUUUUUUUUUGAAAUUUUUUAUUUUUCAGCUGAAAAUUCAUGCUUUUUAUUCAAAAUCAAAUUUUUUUUUUGAAAAUUUGAACAGAAAAAUUUUUUGUUUUGGAAAAACGAAUGAAUUUUCAGCCGAAAAAUGAAACAUUUCAAAAUUCUUGGAAAAAAUGUUUUUUAUUGAUGUACAUUCACAGGCAAUCCGCAAAGGAUCCUUUAAGGACGCUUUAAGGAUCCUUGCAAAAUUGUACAAAAAGGGGGCUUUAAGUACAUCAAAAAGGACGAAUUAAGGACGGUUUAAGGAUGGAUGAAAAAUGGACCUUUUAUUAAAUUUGAAAAAUUUUAGUGAUAAAUCUGUUAAACAGAUGAUAAACAAAAAUAGAAGUCCGAAACUUCAAUUAAAUACAGACUUCUGCGAAAUAAAGCUGAAUUGCCUUUUUUGCAGAGAAAAUUUAUUUAUAUAAUCUGCAUGACGGACACAUGGCGAGCUGCGCGCACUGUUAUUUUUUGUGUAGGAGGCGGAGCUUGCCUUCCUUAAAGGAUCGUUUGAAGCAUCCUUAAGGAUACUUUUUUAAGGUUACAUUUUUGUUGGAAUUUUGUAUUGUUUCAUGAUUAAAACACAUAAUUUCGGCCUUUUGAGUGUGUGACAUCAAUUUAUUAUCACUACGAGCAUGAAAUGAGCCCGUUUUGGCCCACCCUUUUUCCGGCCUUUAAAAUUUAAGGAUGAAAAAAGGACGCUUAAAGGAUGAACGGUCCUUUAAGCGUCCUUAAAGGAUCCUUUGCGGAUUGCCUGUGUUUAGUAAAUUGACUAUGUUGAGCAAUAUCUGAAACUUUAUUUCUCAUAAAAAUAAUUUUGAAAUCGAGCUAUUUGGCAAUUUUUGAACUUUUGAGAGCCCGGAACUUGGCUCAGAGGUCCAUAAAAUUUUUAGAGUGUUCUUUUGACCCCAAAAGCUGUCUAUGACCAAAAUUUCAUCAAAAUUUGAGUAAAAAAGGUUCCCUUUAUGAAUCUUACAAAAAAUAUUUCUGAUUCAGGAUGGAAUCGUUUUCAAAUUAGUUAUUGUGCAUGACAAAGUGUUGAAUAUUCUUGAAGAAAAAAUCGAGGAAUUGCGAGAUUCUGGAGCGACGAGAAUUGAGAGUUCUGUGGAGGGAAUGCGAUUGUCGGCGUGGAAAAAGAGGUAGACAUUUUUGCACGUGGAAAAAUUUGAAAAUUGAAAAAAAUCUAAUUCUCCAGUAUUUUUUGCUACCAAAUUCCAAUUUAGGGCCAAAAUAUGUUCAAGAAUGGAGAAAAUACAAUGUGAUCGAAAGAGACGCAGACACUCAUUUUUUUCUAGAAAGUAAGAGUGUCUGCGUCUCUCUCGCUCACAUUGUAUUUUCUCUAUUCUUGGGGAUAUUUUGGCCCUCUUUCAGGCUUAAAAAGGUGGUGAAAAAUUCUGGAGAACUCGAUUUUUCAAUUUGCCACGUCAUAACUUUGCAAAGUUGAACUGCAAAGAGCUAAAGUUCCCUUUGAAAAUCUUUUUUUUUUAGAUUUGUAACCGAACCACUUCUUCAACUACAAUUACAAUCAUUUUCCACAAGUCACCGGAUAUUUGGCAAAACCUGUCAAAUUUUCAAAAAAUGGCUUGGUGCCAAAUUAUUAUCCGGUUAUUUGGAUGAUAUUAUCAUUGAAUUAUUGGUUGUUGCUGCGAUUUCGAAGAAAGGAAAUAUUGAAGCACAGUAAGAUUUUGUUUUGAAAAAAUCAGCGAAUAUCUUGAUGUUUCAGAUCUGCUUGGUGUGCAUUUACACAAACUCUUCAUCUACUCGCAUCACAUAAUUGGUUAACCCGCCCACUUAUCGUGGAUUUUGGCGCGAAAAAGUUUGGCGAAGAAGAACGGCGAAAACUUGAAGAGGAUUUUGUGAAAAUGCGACCAAUCCUCCCACCAAUGGUUUUGAUAACUGAAGAGGAUCGAGUUGGCUCGAAAUUCACCAAACAAAAUCCGUGCGGAAUAGUUUUGAAGCGUUUGGUUGGAUUGGCCAACGAAAGUUUGAAAAUUUUGGAGAAAAAUGUUGUUGGAGAGUGUGCGAUCGAUUUGGAGGCAUCGCUGAUCUCUGCCAUUCCAGAUUAUCGUGUUUAUGAUGCGAUUAUCGAAUUGGAAACAUCGGCGGUGGUUCGGAGAAUGGGGAUUUUGGAGAGAAAAAAUGGGGCGAAAAGAUUGCCGGUUGUUGAAUUUGAUCCGGUUGAUGAAUUGAUUUAUCAAUUGAAUAAUCAAUUUUCACAGGUAAUUAAUUAAUUAAUUAAUUAUCCUGAUUUUGAUUUUAAAAAAAAACCCUUUUUCAGCACGUAUUUUUCUUCUACAACAAAUAUGGAGGUGAUAAAAUUGCGAUGAAAUUCAAACCAAUCGAAGAAGUUCCAGCAAAGGUAUCUAAAUUUCCUGAAAAAUUUUUUAAAUCUCUCAAAAAUCCCUAUUUUUCAGAUUGGCCGCUGUAAUCUGCACAAAUCCAUCAGCGACUCUCGCAUUUUGUUAAAUAAAUCUGAAAUUUAUGAAAAUAUUCGAAUUAUUGGAGAUGGAAUUGUUUCAGAUAUUCAAGUUUUGAGAAAAUAG
Molecule: messenger RNA, 8744 nt
Organism: Caenorhabditis angaria
Lineage: Eukaryota; Metazoa; Nematoda; Chromadorea; Rhabditida; Rhabditidae
Source: the annotation of a GenBank genome assembly